CGGGUCGAAUUCGGUAGUGUCUAACAACAGAAGUGAUUGAAAACGUAUACUCGUUCAUAGGCAAUGGAAGUGAUUAGAGAUAUCAAAAAAAUGAUCAACCAAGUAUUUGGAAAAGAGAAUAUGUUCGGAUUCGAGACAACGCUAGCUAAUCAGAUGUAUUUAUUGUACUGCGUCAUCGGUAACGUAUAUUACACCGAUAAAAUACAUCGAAAAACCAAACUUGUAUGGUUCUGGAUUGCUUACACAGUAUGGUUACCCAUUUUUAUUUCCAUAUUACUAUACAUAGUUUAUGGUAGGCUAAUCGGCGACGUGAUGUUGCUGAUUUACAUGGGAUUUGCAAUCAUAUUCGCUCUGAUGGAAACAAUUGUGAAACCCGCAAUCGCGGUGUAUUGGUAUAGAAACAAUAUAGAGCAAAUGAUUUCGAUGGCUGAUAAAAUAUUAACGAAAACACCAUCAACUAAGCGCUCAUCCGACAAAUAUAUGGAUCCAAAAAAAAUCACCAGCACUAUAUUAGUUGAACUUGGAAUAACAAUAGUACUAUAUGGAUCAAUCCCUAUUCUAGAUGUGAUAAUUUUUUAUCGAGUAGAAAAAGUUGAAAACUAUAUGUACUACAUGCUACCACUUUCUGGACUUGAACAAUUCGCGUCAUUCAAAUUUUAUAUGAUUUAUCACAUUAUUUUGUACGGUAUGACUUGUGGUUUAUUGAUCAUUUUUUCGGUGCACCGAGUUUUUUCUGUACCUUGGGUAGUAAUAUGCCAUAAUGAGGCGCAACGUAUAAUUGACGAGUUGAAUUCGUUGAGUGAAGAUACUGACAUUAAUAUCGACACUUUCCGAAGUAUGGAACCGAAAUGCAGAUACGUUUUAAAAAAAUGCAUACACGACAUAAGAAAUCUCAACAGAUUCAUUUCAACCUACAGAGGCUUUUUUGAAACUAUCGCCAGUCUAACCCUUCCCAUUUUACUGUAUAUUGAAGUUGUCCAUGCUUUGAUUGCUGUAUCGCCAGAUAUACCAGUCAUAAUCAGAUUGAGAGAAGUUUUCGUUUUCCUCAUCUCGAUUCAAGAAGUCUACAACGUGUUGGAUUGGGGCUACGUUGGAACAAACUACAUCGGAUUUGUCCUUCGCUGUAUAUUCCACACCUUGGUAUUGGUUGAAAAGCAUUCGCAAAGACGUUUACAUACUUCUAUGCCAAACACAAGCGUCAGUCAAUCCACGAGCCUUGAAUGUCUAUCCGCUCACAUUAGCAACAUUUCUGCGAUUUUGCAACGUUAUCAAUUCUACAGUGAAUGUUUUUCGAGCAUACACACGAAAAUAGUUAAUAUAUAUCUAAGGAAAUCAUUUUGUCCAGUUAACUAUCUACAUAUUUCUAAACAGAUGAUUUGAAGUUUU
Molecule: messenger RNA, 1386 nt
Organism: Planococcus citri (citrus mealybug)
Lineage: Eukaryota; Metazoa; Arthropoda; Insecta; Hemiptera; Pseudococcidae
Exons: 4
Coding region: 64-1380 (438 amino acids)
Source: RefSeq, a predicted model, not a curated record